Messenger RNA from Liolophura sinensis, 1998 nucleotides. RefSeq lists its product as uncharacterized. The transcript has a single exon. Bases 1 to 1230 code for a protein of 409 amino acids. Lineage: Eukaryota; Metazoa; Mollusca; Polyplacophora; Chitonida; Chitonidae. The record is from RefSeq and is a predicted model, not a curated record.
AUGACGCCACACAAUUUUUUUUCCCGAGUUUCCGUAGUACUCCUGUUCAUUUCCAUCGUUCUCGUGUUCAUUAUCACGUUUCAAAGUCACUGUAGAAUUAAUUCCGUUAUUUGUAACAGAUUGAUCCAUAUAAUUUAUUUACAGGUGUUCAUCGUCUUGAACAUCUUCAGCCUGGCCUUAAUUCUGGUCUACCUCAGCACGUACGUGGAGCGACUCGUUCCAGAGAGAGCAUGUGGAUAUGGGAAGAACCUACUGUCCAAGCAUCUCCAUAAGCUGUUUGGGCAGACAUUCAGGAAAUACCUAGUAUAUCUGUGUGACAAUGGGCCGUGCGGGGAAUGGACGGAUCGCCUACAGGGUAUCGUCAUGUCCUACUUCCUGGCGAAACUCACCAAGCGCAAGUUCGCCAUCAUGUCUACGUCACCGAUCAAGCUGGAUAAGUUGAUGGAGCCGGUUUUAGUCAAUUGGACCUUCGACCGAAGCAAUGUCAUCCACGGCUCAUGCGCUGUUUACGACUUCCUGUCCAACCCUUCCGAGCUGCUCCAAAAACUGGAAAGCGUUGAUCUCGACCAGGAAUUCCCGGAAGAUGUUGUCUACUUUCGUCUGUCAAAGUUCUCCUGGUCGCGAUUGCACACGAACCGAAAGUACCGCGAGCGCGUGGACCACAUUGGUAACGGGACUGCUAAAGCCUUCUAUCAACUCAUCCACGAUAUUCUCCGUCUUAACAAGCGGAUGUUGUAUCAGUUUAUCGUCUACAAGAACCAGUUCAAACCCAAAGCUGUGGAUCGUCUGGUCUGUGCCGUGGUGGAGGGGAUAGAGGGGCCCCUUGGGGAAGCAAACACAAAGGCUCUUUGGGGGUUUCUGGACCAGUACAAGCAUGAGGCUCGCACCAAGGUUGUGGUGUCGUCCACAGACAAUAAGUUGCUGGACCUUGCUAUUGUCCGCUAUACUGACCACUUCAUGUCCAUGCCGGGUGUCCUCAGCAAGUUUGACACUGGGGAGGAACUCCGCUACCGGAUACUAGACAACCUCAGACAGAUUAUCCUCGACUUCUACACCCUUGUGGAGUGUAACACGCUGGUCCUGACGUGUGGUAGCGAUCUAGGCAAGCUCUCCGCCAUCACCCGAUAUGCCCACGCAGAUGUCCACUACCUCCACAGCGGCAAGGUUUGGCCAACAACCGUGGAAACUCUGGGCAGGGAUUUUGAGACCGGAAAGUGUACAGUGAUUUAGGUGUUAGUUUUUCUCACAGUGGACCGCACUUAAAAUCACAAUUCGGGAGUGGUAACGUCACAACAACAGAGCGAGCUCUCUUUGUUGUAUAAUAUAAGAGAUACAGCUUGGGGAGUAAAGCCAGAGCAGCGACGACAGUGUGAUAGUUGGUAAAUGGUCACACGUAUGACAUCGCUUUGCCAAAAUGGAUCUUCAUGCAACCAGUUUAACAUGUGUCAGCAUACAAAAUACUGGAAAAUAACCAAACAUGCCCACAGAAGAUAUUUAACAAAAUCCAAUGGUGACCUCAAACUGAUAAUGUGUGAUUGUAUGAUGGAGGAGAUGCCUCGCCUCGUCCCUUACACCUCGACCUAAAACUUGUAAAUUGUUCCGGAGCAUUGUCUUCUAAAUCGAACGACAGAGGGCGUUUUCAUGGACAUACAUUCUGUUCCUUUAUUUCAAAUUGAAGAGACCAAGCUCACGCGAUGUCCGUGAACAAAUGUCAAAAACUGCUGACUUUCAACAUGCAGCUCUACCCAUCUUCACCAAAAGACGACUUGUUCAGAAAGUAACGAGCCCUGCAACUGUCCAAGAAAAUGGGCAUUACAUUUUGGGCGAGCUAAUGUUGUACAUGUAGGUACCUUUUAGGUGGAAUAUAGUGGUCUAAAACAACUGGAAUAAAAAGCCAGUCGCAGAUAAAUUGUUAAAAUAUUUGAUAAACUGGAGUCAUGAAGUAAAUUAUACUAAUCGUCGUUGUUCCUUGUUUUGGCUCAGGUGAAUUUCCCACAC